ACUCUUUAAUAUCAACCUGUUUCCUCCUCCUCCUCUCCUCCUCCUCCGCGGCCUCCUCCUCCUCCGCCUCCUCCGGCUCCUGAGAAACUUCGCGCCGGCGGUGCCGAGCGUCGCCGCGGAGCCGCGCAGGGACGCAGGGAGGCGCGGGCAGCGGGAGGCGGCAGCCCGGUGCGGUCCCCGCGGCUCCCGGCGGAGACCCGCGCCCGCCACGCCAUGGCCCGGAGACCCCGGCACAGCAUAUACAGUAGCGAUGAGGAUGAUGAAGACAUUGAGAUGUGUGACCAUGACUACGAUGGACUGCUUCCCAAGUCUGGAAAGCGUCACUUGGGGAAAACCAGGUGGACCAGGGAAGAGGAUGAAAAGCUAAAGAAGCUGGUGGAACAGAAUGGAACAGAUGACUGGAAAGUUAUUGCCAAUUAUCUCCCGAAUCGAACAGAUGUGCAAUGUCAGCACCGAUGGCAGAAAGUUCUAAACCCUGAGCUCAUCAAGGGUCCUUGGACCAAAGAAGAAGAUCAGAGAGUGAUAGAGCUUGUACAGAAAUACGGUCCGAAACGUUGGUCUGUUAUUGCCAAGCACUUAAAGGGGAGAAUUGGAAAACAAUGUAGGGAGAGGUGGCAUAACCACUUGAAUCCAGAAGUUAAGAAAACCUCCUGGACAGAAGAGGAAGACAGAAUUAUUUACCAGGCACACAAGAGACUGGGGAACAGAUGGGCAGAAAUCGCAAAGCUACUGCCUGGACGAACUGAUAAUGCUAUCAAGAACCACUGGAAUUCUACAAUGCGUCGGAAGGUGGAACAGGAAGGUUAUCUGCAGGAGUCUUCCAAAGCCAGCCAGCCAGCAUUGGCCACAAGUUUUCAGAAGAACAGUCAUUUAAUGGGUUUUGCUCAUGCUUCACCUUCAGCUCAACUCCCUCCGACUGGCCAGGCUUCAGUGAAUAAUGAGUAUUCCUAUUACCACAUUUCUGAUCCACAAAAUGUCUCCAGUCAUGUCCCAUAUCCCGUAGCGUUACAUGUAAAUAUCGUCAAUGUCCCUCAGCCAGCUGCUGCGGCCAUUCAGAGACACUGUAAUGAUGAAGACCCUGAGAAAGAAAAGCGAAUAAAGGAAUUAGAGUUACUCUUAAUGUCAACUGAGAAUGAACUCAAAGGACAGCAGGCUCUGCCAACACAGAACCACACAUGCAGCUACCCCGGGUGGCACAGCACCACCAUUGCCGACCACACCAGACCUCAUGGAGACAGUGCACCUGUUUCCUGUUUGGAGGAACACCACUCCAUUCCAUCCCUGCCAGUGGAUCCUGGCUCCCUACCUGAAGAAAGCGCCUCUCCAGCCAGGUGCAUGAUCGUCCACCAAGGAACCAUUCAUAAUGUGAACAUCUUAGAACUUGCAGAAACAAUUCAAUUUAUAGAUUCUGAUUCUUCAGCAUGGUGUGAGCUCAGCAGUUUUGAAUUCUUUGAAGAAGCAGAUUUUUCACCUAGCCAACAUCACGCAGGCAAAGCCCUACAGCUUCAGCAGAGAGAGGGCAAUGUGACUAGACCUGCAGGAGAGCCUAGAACGAGGGUGAACAAACGCAAGUUGAGUGAGGCUUCGCUUGACUCGCUCAAGCCCUCACUUCCUGCGAGGCACAGCACAAUUCCACUGGUCAUCCUCCGAAAAAAGCGGGGCCAGGAGAGUGGCCCCUUAGCCACUGGAGACUGUAGCUCCUUCCUACUUGCUGACGUCAGCAGUUCAACUCCCAAGCGUUCCCCUGUCAAAAGCCUACCCUUCUCCCCCUCACAGUUCUUCAACCCUUCCAGUAACCAUGGAAAUUUAGACUUGGAAAUGCCUUCUUUAACUUCCACCCCUCUCAAUGGUCACAAAUUGACUGUUACAACGCCGCUUCAUAGAGAGCAGACUGUGAAAACUCAAAAGGAAAAUACUAUCUUCAGAACUCCAGCUAUCAAAAGGUCAAUUCUAGAAAGCUCUCCAAGGACUCCUACACCAUUCAAACAUGCACUCGCAGCUCAAGAAAUUAAAUAUGGCCCCCUUAAGAUGCUACCUCAGACACCAUCUCAUCUAGUUGAUGACCUACAGGAUGUGAUCAAACAGGAAUCUGAUGAAUCUGGAAUUGUUGCUGAGUUUCAAGAAAAUGGACCACCUUUACUGAAGAAGAUCAAGCAAGAGGUGGAAUCUCCAACUGAUAAAGCUGGAAACUUCUUCUGCUCAAACCACUGGGAAGGGGAGAGUCUGAACACUCAGCUUUUCACACAAGCAUCGCCUGUGGCUGAUGUGCCAAAUAUUCUUACAAGUUCCGUUUUAAUGACACCGGUGUCAGAAGAUGAAGACAAUGUUCUCAAAGCUUUUACAGUUCCUAAACACAGGUCCCUGGCGAGUCCCUUGCAGCCUUGCAGCGGUGCCUGGGAGGCUGCAUCCUGUGGAAAGACGGAAGAUCAGAUAUCGGCUUCCGGUCAGGCUCGGAAAUAUGUGAAUGCCUUCUCAACCCAGACUCUGGUCAUGUGAGAUGUUUCCAGACAAGCAUUAUGGUUUUCAGAACACUUCAAGUUGUCUUGGGAUAUAUCAUCCUCUACAUGAAAUUUUUCAUGAAUGGGAGAAGACCCUAUUUUUGUUGUGGUACAACAGUUGAGAGCAGCACCAAGUGCAUUUAGGUGGAUGAAAUCUGACUGGAUUUCACCCAACUAAAAAGAUGUUUUUUAAUAAAUAAAUAACAGUCUUACCUAAAUUCUUAGGUAAUGAAUUGUAAUCAGUUGUUAAUAUCUUAAUGCAGAUUUUUAAAGACAUAAGAUGAUUUAUUUGUAUUUUCAAAGAUCUAACAGACCAGUAUUUUUUUCCUGUGAUGGGGUUUUGAAAUUUUACAUAAAAAAAUGUACUCCAAUAUUUCACUUUUCUCAAUCACUAAACACAAUGCAUUACUAUAAAUGUCAGCUUACUACCAUGAGAUAAUUAAUCGAGAUUGUAAAUGCUCAUUUAUGGUUAAUAACAUUGGAGGUACAUUUGUUGUACUAAACCAUUGUAUGAGUUUUUUGUUAGCUUGCUUUUAAAAUUAUUACUGUAUGAAAUAGUUUUAUAAAAAAUUAUAUUUUUAUUCAGUAAUUUAAUUUUGUAAAUGCCAAAUGGAAAAUGUGUUUUGCUGCUAUGGUCUUAGCCUGUAGACAUGCUGCUAGUGUCAGAGGGGCAGUAGAGCUUUGGAUGGAAAGAAAAGAAACUUGGUGUUAGGUAAUUGACUAUGCACUAGUAUUUUAAACUUUUGUUAUUUUUUAUAUAUAUGUAUAUCUACAUUUUUCCUUUUGUAAUACAUUGGAAAACUUGUUUGGGAGAUUUUUUUGCAUUUUUUUUUUAUUGUUGGUUUAUAAGAGCAUGCAUUGCACUUCUUUUUUGGGAGAUCUAUGUUGUUAAUGUCCUUUAUUUUGUUUUGAGUUCAGCCUGAGUGUUCUUUAAUUCAGGGGUUAUAUGUUCUAUCAACAUUCCCCCUGGUUUCUAAGUGUAUGGUCUCAGAACUGCCACACAGGACCUGUGUUGGCAGCUGGGGUCAAAAGACUGGGAUAUAUAUCCGGUUGCUGCCUUAAGCCAGUGGUGCAAGAUGGCCAGCACUGAACUUCUGAUAUGACAGUGUAUUUACUGCCUUGUAGUGAAAUAAAGCUGUGCCCUUAUUUUA
This is a messenger RNA of Talpa occidentalis (Iberian mole), 3649 nucleotides long. RefSeq names its product MYB proto-oncogene, transcription factor (gene MYB). Gene Ontology annotation, biological process: regulation of DNA-templated transcription. NCBI's taxonomy places the organism in Eukaryota, Metazoa, Chordata, Mammalia, Eulipotyphla, Talpidae. The record is from RefSeq and is a predicted model, not a curated record. The coding region runs from base 214 to 2496 and encodes 760 amino acids. The transcript is spliced from 16 exons. Gene Ontology annotation, cellular component: nucleus. Gene Ontology annotation, molecular function: RNA polymerase II cis-regulatory region sequence-specific DNA binding; DNA-binding transcription factor activity, RNA polymerase II-specific.